This is a messenger RNA of Clarias gariepinus (North African catfish), 3112 nucleotides long. RefSeq names its product potassium voltage-gated channel subfamily A regulatory beta subunit 1b (gene kcnab1b). NCBI's taxonomy places the organism in Eukaryota, Metazoa, Chordata, Actinopteri, Siluriformes, Clariidae. Gene Ontology annotation, cellular component: voltage-gated potassium channel complex; cytoplasm; membrane. Bases 950 to 2149 code for a protein of 399 amino acids. Gene Ontology annotation, biological process: transmembrane transport; potassium ion transport; negative regulation of delayed rectifier potassium channel activity. Gene Ontology annotation, molecular function: transmembrane transporter binding; voltage-gated potassium channel activity; potassium channel regulator activity. The record is from RefSeq and is a predicted model, not a curated record. The transcript has 14 exons.
CCUCUCCCUCCUCUCUCUCACUCUCCUUCACUCCUCUCUUUCGCCUGUCUUUUAUCAUUCACAUGUAUCUUCUUCAAGCGGUUCUUUCCUCCAAGUCAGCACUGCAUCAGCCAAGCUGCAUCCUGCUAGUUCUGGACAAAAAGGGUUAAACAAAAAUCUAGCUUUGACCUCUGUCUUCUCAGCACUUCAGUGGGAACCUGUUUCGAAAGGACAUGGCUUCCUGGUUUAUAUUUGGCUUGUCCUAACCUUGCCUCUCUUUGGAUCUCUCACUCCGUGGGAAAGAGUUUAAGACUUUGAUCAAAACGUCUGUAGCUGUUUCUGACUGGCGGUCUUAUUGCGGUAGUCAGGGAAACCCCCUACCUUGGUAUCCUAAGGGGGAGGAGGAGACUUACUGAAGCAGAAAACAUAGUUGGAUAAAAAUAAAGCAGAACAGGAAGAGAAAGAAGAAGAAAAAGAAGAAUAUAGAGAGAAAGAGAGAGGAACAGAGGGAGAAGUGAAGCAGAAUCAGAAGAAGAAGACAUCAUUGUUGUCAGAGAGUGGAACAGCUUAGUGUCCCUCAAGCAGAGAGAGUGCGAGUGAGUGAGUGAAAGAGUGAGAGAGAGAAAGAGAGAGAGAGAGAGAGAGAGAGAGAAAAAAAAUCAGAGUAAGUCAUAAACAAGCAACGCUGACUGCAGCAUGUGCGACGCUCUGGACUCUGUCACUUUAUGAAGACGACUGUAUUCUCUGAGCACAGGAACCUCCAGGACAUUCCAUCCUUUCAGUGGGUUUUUUUUGGACACACAGAAGCAUGCAGCGCGAAUAAGACAGGACACCGUUGGUUUCUGUAAAAGCUACAGGCUUUGAAUUAACAGAAGCAAGUUCCACCUCGGACCUUGUGAAGUUUUUGCCCCCUCAUCCUCCCAUACCUCAUUCUGCUAUUGCCAAGGAUUCAGUCUGUUCUCUUUUAGCCAUGCAGGUGUCCUUUGCAUGCACGGAUCAUGGGCUCAAGGCGCCACGGAACAAUGAGCCAACCAAGCAAAACACAACGAGUCCAAACACGACAAGUGCAGCCCGGGCUCGGUUCCGCACAGUGGCACUAAUCGCUCGAAGCCUGGGAUCCUUCACACACCGACACCACAUCUCACUGAAGGAAUCCACAGGCAAACUUACUGGCAUGAAGUACAGGAAUCUUGGGAAAUCUGGAUUGCGGGUAUCAUGUUUGGGGCUUGGAACAUGGGUGACAUUUGGGGGUCAGAUUUCUGAUGAGGUAGCAGAGCAGCUCAUGACUAUAGCCUAUGAGAAUGGGGUUAACCUCUUCGACACAGCUGAGGUUUACUCAGCCGGAAAAGCUGAAAUCAUUCUUGGAAAUAUCAUCAAGAAGAAAUGCUGGAGGAGAUCGAGUCUAGUGAUCACUACCAAACUUUACUGGGGAGGAAAAGCGGAAACUGAAAGAGGUCUCUCGAGGAAGCACAUCAUUGAAGGUUUGAGAGGGUCUUUACAGCGGUUACAGUUAGAGUACGUGGAUGUUGUCUUUGCCAACAGGCCUGAUAACAACACUCCUAUGGAGGAGAUCGUGAGGGCAAUGACUCACGUUAUAAACCAGGGAAUGGCCAUGUACUGGGGAACAUCACGCUGGACCGCCAUGGAGAUAAUGGAGGCAUAUUCUGUGGCAAGGCAGUUUAACCUGAUCCCUCCAGUGUGUGAGCAGGCCGAGUAUCAUUUCUUCCAGAGGGAAAAAGUGGAAGUGCAGCUGCCUGAACUUUACCAUAAAAUUGGUGUGGGUGUGGUGUCCUGGUCUCCCCUGGCAUGUGGAAUCAUCACAGGGAAGUAUGAGAAUGGUGUUCCAGAAUCCUCCAGGGCAGCAAUGAAGUCCUACCAGUGGCUGAAGGAUAAGAUAGUGAGUGAGGACGGAAGAAAACAGCAGGCUAAGCUAAAGGAGCUGAGUCACAUUGCAGAAAAGCUUAGCUGUACACUGCCACAACUUGCCGUGGCAUGGUGUUUACGGAACGAGGGGGUGAGUUCAGUUCUGCUGGGGAGCUCCACCCCUUCACAACUCACAGAAAAUCUCGGUGCAAUACAGGUGCUUCCAAAGAUAACACCUCACAUUGCCUCAGAGAUUGACAAACUUCUGGGUAACAAACCCCACAGUAAGAAAGACUAUCACCACUGAGGAAUUCUGGGACUGUAUUGGAAUGGUUGUCGUUCUUGACAUGUCAGUGUCUCUGUCACCGGCUAUGUGGCAUUACUAUAGAACAUUGCUGUUAUAUUUACAUAAUGGCAGUAUAUUCCACCCAAAGCAUUUCAGUAUGUCUUGAGUCUGUCAACAGAGCCAUGCAUGCUUAAGUGUGUGUCCGUCUGACUGAAGAUCUCUGUAAAAAAAUGCCUCAAAUUAGUAGCUCAUAUUCUAAACAGUCCCUUUGUCUAACAUGCAUAAUAAUAAAAUAUAACAGUUGGUCAUCCCUUCUUUGUCCCAUUGAUUGAUUUGGAAGACAAAUCCGUUGAAUCAUCAUGUCUGCGGAUAAAAUGUUUAAAUGUAGGUUUGCAUUGUGUGAUUGUGAUUGGCUGUUCAAGCUGGGAUAGCAUUGAACAGAUGGACAAAUACUGUGCUUUCCAAAUUGUCUGACAUUUUACCCUUAAAAUCCAACUAGUGUAUGCCUGUUACCUAUUCACAGUUGUGCUGUGUUCUGUUUAACCAUAUAUGGAUAUGUACCUUUUCCAGAAAAUCUGCUAAUUCUGCUGCUGGAUUUGCAAUUUAAAUUCUGACAGUCUUUUAUUUAAUGGCUUCGUUUGCUAACACAAAUGGUCAUGCUGGUGUAUUUAACCUGUGAUUAAGCUGCUCCUGAAAGUUUCAGAUUAGAAGAGAGAUGUAGUAUGAUACAUAGAAUAAUGCAAUAUAUUUAAACCUGACUGUUCCAAUGGAAUGGUCAAAGUGUUUACAGAUUUGUGAUAUAGGAUGUAAAGAACUUUACUGUUUAAUUUGCUUUAAGAAAUGAAAUAAAACAGCUCCUCCACAAAUCGUUGAGUCAUUUUUCUCUUUAGAUAAAAAGAACAGUGGCAUCUAUAUUGGUCCACAAAAAUACACAUGCUAUAGAAUACAAGUGUGAAAGUGUGUGUAAAAUAAUGAAUACAAAUG